CGUAAAACCACAGAUAACUUGUAAGCGCAGAAAGACCGCGCGCGAAUAAUCUCGUCAGCCUAAGAGCAUGGGUCAAAUUUCUAAAAAAGGAAAACCCUUUUAAUAUGGCUGUUCUGUGAUUUUACACGUCGAACCCGGUGAAACGUUACUAAUAAAGAUCUGCGUUUGCAUUCGGUCAAAUGUUUUAAACGUAUUGAAACGUCAAAUUCGUGACUAUUUACAAGCUUGACGCGAGUACUUUCACUUGCUGGCCGAAUCUUCUCUCAUUAUCAAUUGAUUUCAAACAAUCGAUUUUCAAUAGAUUUCUAUCGAUUUUUCUUUUCUUGACAUUCUUAAAUGCCUAUCGACGUGACAAAUCUGGAGUCGGACUACCGUGCCCAGAAUUACAAAGAUUCUAAAUCCAUUGACCGUAAGCAGAUCAUCUGCGCAACAUGUGGAACAGAUCUCAGUGGGAAAUUCGACAAGCCUGGUGGCCUGUUUAUCCACCCGUUGAUGACGACGUUGCAGUGCAAGAAAUGCAGCAACUUCUAUGGCGACGGUGAUUUUAGUAUGGACGAAGAUGGUGACGAUAAGUACUGUCGCAUGUGUGGAAAUGGUGGUGCACUAUACAUUUGCGGAAACAAGCCAUGUCCCUAUGGUUUUUGUCAUGACUGUAUAGAACGAUACGUUGGAAAAAAUUCGCCUGAAGUUGAAGCGGACAACUGGAAAUGUCUUCGCUGCAACUGUGAGCCUCUUUGGGAAGUAAGAGCUGUCUGCGAGGUCAUUCAACGAGAAAAUUCAAGAAAACGGAGGAAGCACAAUAAAAAGCCAACUAGAGGUGAGGUCUCCAAAUCAGAUGCCAACCACAGCCUAUCUGAGGAUUUAGAUAAUAAUUUUCAGAACUCUAAACUGACCAAACGACGUAAUAUGAGACCCAGGCGUAGCUCUAUUAAGACGAAUGAACACCUGAAGCGCAUUGCAAGAAUCUGUGACAAUUCAGAUGAUUCCUCUAGCAAUGAAAAUUCAAAUGUACAAAAUAGAUAUCGUAAACCUGAUGAUAACACAAAGGCUAUGUUAGAUAAAAAUUAUGCUAAAACACUCAAAGAAAAUAUGAAAUCACUGUCCGGCGAUGAAGAAACUACUGACUUUGACCGAGAAGAAAUAAGACAGAAAACCCAUGUCAACUCUAGAUUUAAAAAUGAAUUGUCAAGAGUGAAAUCUAAACAUAGAAGUAAUAAGCAUGAUAACUCGAGCUCCAGCUAUUCCCAUUGGAAUAAAGAAGAGGGUCAACUGGGACAGAAACAGCCGAGAAUUUCAAAAUCUCAAGGAAAUUCGAGGAAUCCAUCAAUUUAUUCAGAAUCCAGUGAUCAUGAAUCGAGCAAUGAAUUUGUCAAAUCAUCGAGACAAAACCUUUCCAAAGUUCCGAAUGAAAAUACAAGAAAAAAGGAUUUAAUUAUUCGUGAGAAAAAGUCAAGUAAUAUUGAAAAUCCAAACUCCAUAGUAAAUGUAAGGCAACUCUACAAUAAAUUUGAAGCUGUGAAAAGAUCGUCUGAAUUAGCAAUUAACGAGUCAAAAGGUUCAAAUAGUAAACAUGGCAGGUUCUCUUCUGAGGAUUCGUGCUCAAGCAUUAGUAAUAAGAAAAUUAGGCGUAGUAAGACGAAAAUUUGUGAUAGUACUAGAAAUACUGGUAGUUUCAGUGAAUGUACCAGGCCAAUUAAACAGUACUUGGAUUCUGGAAAAGAAUAUACAGGGGAUUCCAAAAAUACUGAAAUCACUAGCAAAGUUUCUACAUCGGUACGUAGAAAAAGUGAGGCAGAUCGACUUUUGGAUAACAAAUCGGAGCAGGAAUCUAAAACAAAUACGCCUGCAUUAAAAAAAUCCGAAACAUCGUUUGUAUUAGGUCAUGAGAAUCGACUUUUGGGGAAGAAAAAAUCAUCCAUGAAACAUACCUAUGCAAAAGUUGCAAAUACCAAAGAAUAUGUAAAUAAGAAUCAGGCACGAGUAAUUAGAGCUCACAUAAACAGCUUCAUAGAUGAAAUGGACAAACUUGGUGCAGCCUUACAUGUGGGUGCUCGUAAAAUCUCUGAGAGGCAAUUGAAUAACAAUUUCACAGUAGUGUCGGCUGUUUCAAAGACCGUACUAAAAUGUGCUUUAACAGUAAGCCGCUGUCAGAAAGAAUUGAGUCGUAGGGUAGAAGAAUUUAUGGAAUUUUAUAGUACAUGGUGUAAUACUUGUAACGUAAGCAGUAUUCUACUGGAUAUGGAUCAUUCCGAUGUUGCCACAGGCAGUGGAGAGGAUUCACCAUCGAAACAAAUGAGUGCUUUAAAAGCUAGUAGAAAUUCCAAAAUUAUUGAAGGUUCUGAUUCAGGCAGAGCAGGAGAUGAUACGAGGAAUAGUUCAGACGAGUUGGAUGUUGGAAAUUUGAGCACCUUCGAUAAGUCUAUUAAUACUUUAUCGAAGUCGUCUCAACAAGCUGCUGAUAAUCAUAAAAAUAUCACCAAGCAUAAUAUAUCGUUGUUGUCCAGUAUCAAGGAAAAGUCUAUGGUUUCUGACAAAGAAUCUGAUCGCGAAAGUUUGGCAAAUGAUGAAGAAGAUAUGCAAAAUCCUGUGAAUGCUAAAGUUGUUAUGGAGAAUAUGAAUGGAAAUGUUAAUAACGACACAGUUCCACAUACUCUAGAUUGUGAUGUAAUAUCAGAAUGUGACAGCACCGAAAUAUUUUCAGAGGAGGAAAAUAGAUAUUCAGCCAAAAAAACUAAUAAAGCCACAUUCGUCGAAAGUUUGAUAGAAUCUCGAUCACCAAAUACAUCUGACAAAGGAAUAACCGAAUCAGCUGAAUUAAAUUCCGAUAAAAGUGGUAUACAUAAUGUAAUUUCACCUAGUAUCCAAGAAAAAUCUUUGCAAUCUGUCGACACAUUCAAUAAUAUCUCGGACUUGUCAGCGCACCAAGAACGAGGUAACAAAACAAAACUUAUUAACUAUUCAGAACAAGAAAGUGGUUCACAACAGGCGUUGGUCGAAGUUUGUAAUAAGAAUACCAAGCAAUUAGAUUCGUCAGUUGAAGGCAAUUUUAAUGGUAUGAUAUCGCCUGAUCACUGUAAAGAAAAUGAACCGACAAUAGAAGCGAAUAGUCCUGAUGCCGUACAAUCGACUGAUGAUGAUACUACACUAGAAUUGUUCGAACAUGAGCAAGGGACAAUAAUUCAUGACUCAUCGAAGAAUAUUGAUACCGAUGUGCAUCAUAUGUCCGAUUGCGAGACUGAACUUGUCUUCACUCAAGGUAUAAAUCAUAUUACCAGUGAAUCAGAUUCUUUAGCAAAUAUGAGCAACCUUAAAAAUAGUGAAAAUAAAACGAUAAUGGAAGUUGAAAAUGAUGAGGAAGUUGCAUUAUCUGAAAUAGCUCAUUCCCCCAAAGAGUUACCUUCUAUUGAAACAGUUACACCACAAAUUGAUGAAAUUACUGAUCUGAAUACAAAUGAAACUUUACCUUUGGUAGAAUUGAGGCAGAACGAAAUUGAUUUCGAAAAAAAGAAAGACUUGCAAUACUUCGAUCCUGAACCUAGUACAUUGGAAAACGUCCAAGAACAUCUUGAGAAUGAAGAGGUUGAUGGAGUUGAAUCAAAUAUUCCAUUAUCAAAUGUUGUAGAACACAAGUCUGAUGAAGUUUCCGAUAACGUCGAACAAGAAGACAUAGAAUCUCUGAUGCACGAUAUACCUUCUGAAUUCGAUAUGACUGCAGCAUUUGACGAUUCGGAAGAGGCGAUUAAGAAAAGAAUUCUAGAAUCUGACUCGGAACAGUUUGAUGAUAGUACAUCUCUUUCUUCAAAGUCAGAUACACAUGAGUUGGGAUUAAAUUCAGAUGCCAAUAAAUACUCAGAGAAACGAGAUUCUACAGAUAGUAAAGCAGCUGCAAUUAACAAAAACGAGCAUCGAAGAUCUACUAGCUCUCAAUUAGAUAAUGAAGAUCUUGAUGAUGUUAAGUUAAAUAAUCUUGCUAAAAGUCGACUCUUAUUAUCAUCUGACUCCAAUUCCUCAGACUCCGAUGAUGACAUGGCAUUAGUCGUAUCUCCAUCUUCGGAUGAUUUACAUUCUCCGUCUUCUGAAAAACAGGAGGAAAUCUGUUCAAACUCCAUUUACGAAGACGACUGCACAAAUUCAACUAAAAUUAGGAAACAAAAAUUUUGCAUUGAAAAAAAUUCUUAUUAUCCGACGGACAAAAAAUUACAAAUGUCAUGCCAAGUCGUAAUUAGAAGAUUGAAAAAUAAAGUCUUGCAGCAAUUCACGCAGUUGCUUGGUAAAUCUAAAGAACAUCAAGAAUGGGAAUCAUUUAAAAGCUUGAUUGAUGUGGAUAAUAUCAAGAAACGUAAAAGAGGCGCAUGCAAUGAAAACGGCAACUCAAGCUCAAGCGAAUCGUCUUCCUCAAGGUCAUCGUCAAAGGGACGUGCGAAGAAAACAAAAUGUAAACAGAUGCAGGAAAAGGAAGAGACUCUUAUGGAUCACUUGGAGAAAAUAAAAAAUGGUGAAAACGUAAUUGACUUCUCCGACAAUGAGUCUGAUGAAAAUAAUGUAAUUCUGAAGACAAAUGCAGAAGAGGAGUCUUUGGUAAGGGCUAACGAACUCGCCAAAGAUCGCCUCAUCCAGAGUUCGGAUUCUGAACAAGAGAUACUUGCCAAUGUGGAGAACGAAGAAGAGAAGGUAGUUGAGGAUAAUGACAGACUGCAAACUACAAAAAAGGAAAAGAAAAAGAAGACCGAAAUAGAGGGUGAAGAAUCCGCAAAUUCAGGGAGUGACCAUAAGAAUGAUUCCGAUGGAGAGAAGGGCAAAAAAAAUACAGCCAACGAAGGAAAUGCUGACUCACAAGAAACUGAUAAUUCCGAUAGCAAAGGAAAACGUGAACAAACAAAAAUGAAAAAUCUGUUGGCUAAGCGUAAUUGGAGAUUAACAGAUUCUGACAGCAGCAGCGAGGAAAGGAAAUGGUGUAAAUCGCAACUCAAAGAAGAAAAUGAAAAGAGGGAUGUAGAAGAAAAGGAUAUCACUAAGCGUCAGAAAAGGCCAAAACGAAGAAUGUUAGGGUCCGAUUCAGAUUCCGUUAAAUUAACAGACCUGAGCGACGAUAACGGAGACGAUACUACCGAAAAAAAAAAGAAAUCAGGGUCUGAAUCUGAAGAUUCAGAUGUAAUGUUUGCCCAGCUGAGAAAAAAAAGAUUUACCAAACGAAAUACGCAAAACUCUGACACAGAUUCAGAAUCUGAACCGGAUGAAAAACCAACAAAGCAAAAAAGGAAACGUAUAAAGAAAAUGGAUUCUGACAGCGAUAGCGACAUGCCUACAAACUCGCAAGAUGCACCAGGAAAGUUUCACAGGAAAAAUAUUCGAAAAGUUUUAAAGGAUAAGCAGGUGGCAGAUGUAACGAAAAUUGCUGGUAAAGAAGAAGAGGAAAGAUUAAAACGUAUAGCAGAACGUCAAAAAUUGUAUAACGAGAUGUAUGAAAUAAAGUUGGCUCGUGAAGCAAAGGUAGAUAAAUUGAUACUCGACUUCGAUGAAGAAACAAAGAAGGAGUUGAUCAGCGUACAUGAAGAUCUCGUCAAACGUUUGAAACCGCACCAGGCACAGGGUAUUAAGUUCAUGUGGGACGCAUGCUUUGAAUCUUUAGAACGGACAAAGUCUACCAAGGGGUCAGGCUGCAUUGUUGCCCAUUGUAUGGGAUUAGGAAAGACUUUCCAAGUUGUGACCCUUGCUCAUACUCUUCUUACGCAUCCCGAAACUGGUAUCAAAACAAUUAUGGUUAUCUGCCCAUUGAGCACUGUCUUAAAUUGGGUUAACGAGUUCAAAAAAUGGUUGGGUGAUAUUAACAAUGAACAAGAUGUCAGGGUCUACGAGAUGACCAAAAUGAAGAAAAACUUUGAGAGAAGGUGCCAAUUAGAAAAGUGGCAACGUACCGGAGGUGUAAUAAUUCUCGGAUACGAAAUGUUCAGAAUUUUGAGCAACCAAAAAGCAAAGAAAAUGCGCAAGAGUAUGCAUGAGGGAAUUUUAAAGUGUCUGGUUGAUCCCGGACCUGAUCUAAUUGUUUGCGACGAAGGUCAUUUACUCAAAAAUGAGGACACAGCUCUGAGUAAGGCUAUGAGGAAAGUUAAGACCCUUCGACGAAUUGUUCUUACCGGUACACCAUUGCAGAAUAAUUUGGUUGAAUACCACUGCAUGGUUCAGUUUGUGAAACCGAAUCUUCUUGGUACAAAGAAAGAAUUCUUGAAUAGAUUUGUCAAUCCCAUAACAAACGGACAAUUCGAAGAUUCAACUGAAUAUGAUGUGAAAUUAAUGAAAAAACGUGCUCACGUGCUACACAAAAUGUUGGAGGGAAGUGUUCAAAGAUUUGACUACUCUGUCCUAACACCGUUUCUACCACCAAAGCAAGAGUAUGUCAUUACUGUCAGAUUGGCAGACAUACAAAUCAAGUUGUACGAGUACUACCUAGAAAAUUUUUCAAGGAAAAAGGUUGGUGCAGGAACUUCCUUAUUCGCUGACUUCCAAUCACUUCAAAGAAUAUGGACUCACCCGAUCGUUUUGCGUAUGAAUGCAGAGAAAGUGGAAAAACUUAAUGAAAAGAAACGUAUGGAAGCGAGCGAUUCUGAGGGAUCAUUGAGGGAUUUUCUGGAUGAUGGAAGUGAAGAUAAAUCAACGACCUCUUCUGACAGUGACAUACAAUCUACUCAUGGUUCCAGUGAUGAGAAAUCUGAUAAGCCAAGGCGUGGUACAAGGGCCAAUCCUUUAGACGAAAUCACGAUCAAUUCCGAUGACGAGGACGCACCACAGGCUGGUGAAUGGUGGAGUCAAUUUAUAGAGCCUGAACACUUCGAGGAUAUGAAGAUAUCUUCCAAAUUGGUUCUAUUGUUUGCUAUUUUGAAGGAGUGCGAGCAAAUUGGAGAUAAAGUCUUAGUUUUCUCCCAGUCAUUGUACGCACUAUCCUUGAUAGAAGAAUUCCUCAAUAAAAUUGACGAUGAAACUCAAAGAGGAACGUGUAGUGAGCUUAUUGACGGCCAUACUGGAAGCUGGUCUCUGGGCUUAGACUAUUUUCGACUCGACGGUCAAACGGCACCCGAAAAUAGAAGUCAAUAUUGUAAAAUUUUUAACAACCCUAAGAAUAGCAGGGCCAGAUUAUUUUUGAUAUCUACUAGAGCUGGCGGACUCGGAAUCAAUUUAACUGCUGCUAACAGAGUCAUUAUAUUUGAUGCUAGCUGGAACCCUUCGCACGAUGUACAGAGCAUAUUCAGAAUAUACAGAUUUGGGCAGAAAAAGCCUUGUUAUGUAUAUCGGUUCUUGGCCCAGGGUACUAUGGAAGAAAAAAUUUACAAUAGACAGGUGACAAAGCUCUCUCUGUCUUGCCGGGUGGUCGAUGAACAACAAAUUGAACGACAUUACAGUAACCACGACUUAGAUGAAUUAUAUGAAUUCGAACCUAAAACUAAUAAAGACAAGCCUACACUUAACUUGCCAAAGGACAGAUUAUUGGCAGAAAUUUUUCGAAAAUAUGAAGACAGGAUAGAAACGUUCCAUGAACACGAUUCUCUAUUGGAAAAUAAGGCAGAAGAAGAGUUAGAUGAGGAGGAGCGCAAGGAAGCAUGGAAAGAGUAUGAAGAUGAACGUACAGGACGAAAGGUGUUGAUGCGCAACCCCCACAAUCAAAAUCUACUUCUGCAACAGCAGUACAAUGACAUGCUUCGUUUAAAUCCAGCCGAGGUUGCUAACCGAGCAAUGUAUUCGGGAAUUAAUAUUGAAAAUCUACAAGCUCUGAUUCGAAAAGAUUAUCCAAAUGAGACUCCGGAAGCUCAGUCAGCCAUGACAGCACGUGCGAUUAUGGAGAUGUAUUCAUACUUUGAGAGCGAAACCAUCAGACAACAACACUUAGCAGCAACUAACUUCCGUUACCCAACUGUGAGCAACCUUGGGACAACAAGCUAUGGUGACUCAACCAUGAUGAUCCCAGCGCAGCAACAAUAUGCCUUACAACAACAGCAACAAAAACAACAACAGCUACUCAUGCAACGUGAUCAACAAGCAAACUAUGCCAAACAAUAUGGCAAUGUCAGAAUAGGUACUUCCACCCCUGUGACAAGACCACCGCCAGUAGUCGAUUUACACAUAGACGACAACGAUGUUAUAGAGGUACCAACGACACCUACGUCAGUAGUUGGGACAGCGCCAUCUUCGUCCGUUCAAGCACCCCCAGUUUCAGCACCAGCUGAAAUCAGUAAGAGACAGGAGGAGUGAUUUGAAAACUAGCAAAUUUUUU
Molecule: messenger RNA, 8263 nt
Organism: Diprion similis
Lineage: Eukaryota; Metazoa; Arthropoda; Insecta; Hymenoptera; Diprionidae
Product: transcriptional regulator ATRX-like
Exons: 23
Coding region: 337-8241 (2634 amino acids)
Cellular component (GO): nucleus
Molecular function (GO): ATP hydrolysis activity; ATP-dependent chromatin remodeler activity; ATP binding
Source: RefSeq, a predicted model, not a curated record